GGACCCCGCCGGGGCGGCCAAGCGGGCUGCGGCGUGGCAGGCUGAAAGUUUUAAUUGGAAGAAAUGGACAUUAAAGGAUUGCAGGGAGAAGAUAAAAUGAAGAUGCUACUUUUGCUAGCAUAUUUGCUAAGUAGAGUAAUUUGUGAGACUGGAGAUUGCAGAGAACAAGAAUUUAGGGACCAUGCUGGAAACUGUAUCCUCUGCAAACAGUGCGGGCCUGGAAUGGAACUUUCAAAGGAAUGUGGAUUUGGAUAUGGGGAGGAUGCACAGUGCAUGACAUGCAGGCCAAACAGAUUCAAGGAAGACUGGGGCUUUCAGAAGUGCAAGCCUUGUCUGGAUUGUGCAUUAGUUAACAGGUUCCAGAAGGCCAACUGUUCUGCAACCAGCAAUGCAAUAUGUGGAGACUGUUUGCCUGGAUUUUAUAGGAAAACAAAGCUUGGAGGGUUUCAAGACAUGGAGUGUGUUCCUUGUGGUGAUCCUCCUCCUCCCUAUGAGCCUCACUGUACCACCAAAGUAAACCUUGUAAAGAUCCCAUCAACAGCUUCCAGUCCUCGAGACACUGCUCUGGCAGCAGUUAUAUGCAGUGCACUUGCAACAGUGCUCUUAGCUCUCCUUAUUCUUUGUGUUAUCUAUUGUAAAAGGCAGUUUAUGGAGAAGAAACCAACCUGGUCUCUGAGAUCACAAGACAUUCACUACAAUGGCUCUGAACUGUCAUGUUUUGAUAGACCACGGCUAAAUGACUAUGACCACAGAACUUGCUGCCAGUGCCAGAGGAGCACAACACAAACAUGUGGACCAGUUCACUUGAUUCCAUCCCUGUGCUGUGAUGAAACCUGUAGCAUUGAGCAUAGCAGUCACAGUUGUGCUUUCCAUUCACAUACAACACUUAAUGAAAGGGCUUCUGAUUCUGUUGGAGAAAUGAUUCCUGCCUUCCUUGGUUCUCUUUCACACUCAGCCUGUGGAGACAUUUCAGAUGCUUGGCCUCUUAUGCAAAACUCAGCUUGUUGUGACAGCAUUUCUUUCUGUGAAUCAUAUUCAGAACUGGCUGGAGGAUCUGCAAAAUCCUGCAGUCCCAAGACUGAAAACACAGCCAGUGUUGAGUUGGAUAAUAAUCAGGAUCUAAGUGAAGUACUUAUUUCAGCUGAGACUCUUGAUGGAAACAUUGCAAAGUCCUUUGAAAUCUCCAAACAUAGAACAUGCAUAGAAGUUUCAUCACUUCAGAACUCAGUAGCUGCUGAGACCCAGCCAAAAACAAAGCGUAAUGGAACAGCAAAUGACUCUACAGACUGAUAAUGAGGAAACAAAGCUAUUUCUCUCAGCACUGAAGUUGAAUGCUUUGCUGAUGCACCUCUGCUAAUUCUCAUCAACUUUAGACUGGUCUUGAAUGUUGCAUGGUUUCAAAAUCAGAUGGAAAAAAUGGCAUCAUUUCACACCUUCUGAGCAGUUGCAUCUGAGAUGUGACAGCUGUAAAGUGAAACUUCAAAGAGAAUCCUAGGACAGCCCUGAAAGUGGAUUUAUGACCUUUUGCAUCUCUUUUGAAAAAAGAACCUUCUGUUCCCUCAGAUUCUCAAAAUGUCUAAUGGAGUGAGCUUAAAAGUAUAUGUAAAUACAGCAAGAAAUAUAAAUACUUAAGUGUGUUUAGGUAGGCAUCUUAUAUAUGGCUACAGAUGUCAGAAGGCAUGGG
Messenger RNA from Calypte anna (Anna's hummingbird), 1684 nucleotides. RefSeq names its product TNF receptor superfamily member 19 (gene TNFRSF19). Bases 64 to 1290 code for a protein of 408 amino acids. The record is from RefSeq and is a predicted model, not a curated record. Gene Ontology annotation, cellular component: plasma membrane. NCBI's taxonomy places the organism in Eukaryota, Metazoa, Chordata, Aves, Apodiformes, Trochilidae. Gene Ontology annotation, molecular function: protein binding; signaling receptor activity. The transcript is spliced from 10 exons. Gene Ontology annotation, biological process: positive regulation of canonical NF-kappaB signal transduction; positive regulation of JNK cascade.